Messenger RNA from Cladocopium goreaui, 747 nucleotides. The record is from the annotation of a GenBank genome assembly. Lineage: Eukaryota; Dinophyceae; Suessiales; Symbiodiniaceae.
AUGCGCAAAAAGAAGCGAGAGCAGCUCAAAAAGGAAAAAGACGCCUUGAACGGUGCGGCAGAACUAGCAGCAGUGGAACCUGCAGCAGCACCUGAAGCGGAGACCGCUGCGCCGAGCAAGCGAAGUCUCAAGAGGAAGAAGGCAGCAGCUAAGAAAGCAGCUGCCAAGGAGAAAGCGCUGGCAUCAGCAGCUCCUACCGUGCCCACGGAAUCCAUUGAUGAGAUCUUCGCCAAAAGAAAGCCGCAAGAGUCAGGAGAGAAAGAGGCAGAGAGUGCCCAAAAACCAAAGCGAAAACUGCGGAAACGACCGAAAGGAUCAGCUGACGAUCCGCUGGGCAGGUCCGGUGUCUGGACGGACGAUGGCCUUGGAGGAAUCUACAACAAGGAGGGCUGGACAGGAAGACGCACUGAGUCCGACCAACUGCGCAUUUUCAAGGCGCAUUUGAUACAGGCCUGGGGCCCCGACCGCCGCAUCGCUUCCAUUCGGGGGCCAUUUAUGUUGGCCAAUGGUGUGGCAAUCAGCGCCACGGAUUUGGACGCCAGACCUGGCCAGAUGGAGCCCAGUAUGAGGGUUGCUGGUCCAAUAGCUCAGCUUCUGGGUAUGGUCGAUUCAAGUUCCCUGAUGGAUCUGUCUACUUGGGCCAAUGGCGUGGAAACCGCUUUCAUGGCUAUGGAGCUCACUAUUUGGCGGAUGGAUCAUCCUACCAUGGGGAGUGGGUUCACGGUCAUCGAGAUGGUGUUGGCGUAG